AUGCAGCUCCCCAAAGUCCUGACAGCAAUCUUCUACUUCUUCCUCAAAGUCCAGGCCGUCCUCCUUCCCGUCCCUCACACGCUCUACCUCGCCAAAUGGACAACCUCAGAACUCAUCAACUAUGGGUUCCCAGACCCAUUCAACACAUCCCACACCCGCCGAAUCAUGAUCUCGCGCUACACCCCAGUUCGAAAACGAGACUGUCUUCAAACCUGCCGGCUUCCUUACAUGCCUGAAUUCAUCGCCUCGGUAGAGGAUGAGAUCUUCCAGGCCGACAUGGGCGCCACACCCUGGCCACGAGGCGUGCUUGCUUCGCUAGAGGUGGAGAUGUGCUGCAAGGAGAGACGACGUGACCAUCACGACAAACCACGCCCGCUUCUUCUCCUCGGUCCCGGCCUCAACACAACACGGUAUUGGUACUCGGGCAUGGGGCAGAGUCUCGCUGGGAUGGGCUUUGAAGUCGUGGUGAUGGACCACCCUUACGAGACGGACGUGGUGCAAUACCCUGAUGGCACCGUCAUUUACGGGGGACGGGUUCCUGCGGAUGCGGAGGCUGUGGAGGAGUUGAGGUUUGCGUUGGAGGUUAGGGCGAAGGAUGCGACUCUUGUUCUUGACUGGCUCAAGGUUCCUAAAUCAGCCAAGGUUGGCUUUGUGGGGAGUUCGUUUGGUGGACCGGCUGCUGCUGUGGCGAUGAGGCGGGAUGGGAGGAUUGCUGCGGGGGUUAAUCUUGAUGGGGGUAUGUUUGGUGCUGGGGUUGCUGAGGGUGGGGCGGUGAGGCCGUUUUUGAUUUUCGGGGCAGAUGGGCAUAAUACUACAACUGAUGAGACUUGGGGACGGUUUUGGGAUGCUACUGCGGAGAGGAGGCCUGGGUUGUGGAUGAAGGAGUUGAGUGUGGUUAAUGCGACGCAUAGGACGUUUUUGGACUUUUCGUUGGUUGGGGAGGUUAGUGAGGAGUUGAGGAGGGUUGGGUUCGGAGGUGUGGUUAGUGGGGUUUGGGCGAUGGGGAUGAUGACGGAGUAUUUGACCGAUUUUUUUCGGUUUGCGUUGAUGGGGAAGGGGGAGGGGUUGCUUGCUGGGGAGAGUGGGAGGUUUCCUGAGGUGAAGUUUUUGAGAUCGCAGGGGACACAACCACUGUAA
Molecule: messenger RNA, 1137 nt
Organism: Podospora pseudocomata
Lineage: Eukaryota; Fungi; Ascomycota; Sordariomycetes; Sordariales; Podosporaceae
Exons: 1
Coding region: 1-1137 (378 amino acids)
Molecular function (GO): 1-alkyl-2-acetylglycerophosphocholine esterase activity
Source: RefSeq, a predicted model, not a curated record